This is a messenger RNA of Cyphellophora attinorum, 627 nucleotides long. RefSeq lists its product as uncharacterized. The record is from RefSeq and is a predicted model, not a curated record. The coding region runs from base 1 to 627 and encodes 208 amino acids. The transcript has 2 exons. NCBI's taxonomy places the organism in Eukaryota, Fungi, Ascomycota, Eurotiomycetes, Chaetothyriales, Cyphellophoraceae.
AUGACGACAUCGGCACCGCAGGCGAAGCGCGCGAUCGUCAAGCGCCAGCAGAUCAGUGCCGGUGGAAGCGCUUCAGCGGCUGCCGUCGUCGACUUGAACAGCCUUGUACCAUCGGCUACGCCUUUGGGAGGGCCGGGCCCCGAUAACUGUGACGCCUCCACGCCACUGAAUUUGAUUGAUGGUGUGCUCGCCGGCGUUGACUUUGUGCUCGACAAGAUUCUGGGUGCCAACGUGGCGCUAUUGGGCAGCGUUGGAGACACCGCCGAGGCGACAACCAACAUUACCUUCAGUAUCAACGACGGCAUCCUGCAAUGGAACUCCCCCGACAAUGGCGCCGCCAGCUUCUUCAAUUGUGCUGGGCAGGUGUACGCUGGGUUCCCUGACGUGGACCUGGAAGGAUGUAUUCCGAUCACGAUCGGUGCCAUUGCUGGUGCCGUCUGCCAGGCGCGAGUACUUCUAUCAAGAGCCUUUGAUCCUACCUUCACGAACCCCGGCAUAUCUGACAGUGUUGCCUACGCUCUCGACGACUGGGCUCGCACUGCCGUCUCCGACUUUGAGCAGUAUCAGCCUUUCAUUGCCCGCCACGAGCCUCCCCAGUCUAUCGCUGCCAAGUGCGAGCCUGCCUAG